Molecule: messenger RNA, 1673 nt
Organism: Paramecium pentaurelia
Lineage: Eukaryota; Ciliophora; Oligohymenophorea; Peniculida; Parameciidae
Source: the annotation of a GenBank genome assembly
AUGAAAUAGAAGAGAGUAAUUAAAGUUGAUAAUGAAAGACUCAACAAGUUAAAAACAAAAGAAUCAACUGCUUGCUUAGACUGGGUACUAAAAUAACCUAACAUAAACGAACUUUAAUCAACAUUAUAAUCGAUGUCCUUUAUUGAAUUGCAUAUCGAAAUAGAAAAUGUUGAAAUGUAAGGUGUGUGUCAUGUUAUGUGUAAUAAUUAAAUGCAAUUAAAAUUCAUUUCAAUAGCUAAUGGCUUAUUAAUAUAUUAAGAAACUAAUUGUAUAGUACUAAGUGACUGUGUAAUCUAGAAAAAGAAAUUUCAUUGCCAUCAUAAUUAACUAUUUUUGAUCGUAAUUUAAAAUCACGGAGGAAAACUUAUAUUGAUAUUCUCACAUCCUAUGUCAUAGAAAGAAUGGUUUAAGAUUUUAAAAUUAUCAGCCAAAUAAAUUGAUUUUCUUAAAAAAUACAGAAUUUAAGAUAAUAUAUGUUUAAAUUUUUAUUAAAUAUCUCAUAAGAAAAAGAAGAAAAAAUAUGCAGCCUAAAUUAUCAAUCGUAAAAAUUUCAAAUUCUAUGAUUAGCAAGAAAUUGUUAAUAAUUAUAUUAAAAUAUUAAGAAAUCAUAACAUCUAAAAUGUCUUUCCUAUUAUUAGUAUUUUUGAUGAUAAUGAUAUACUUUAUCUCUUAACUGAUUAAUUUAUAGGUAGUUCUUUUGAAUAAUUAUUAUCUAAUCAGAAAACUUAGCUUACUCAGGCUGAUUUAGCAUUUAUAAUUUUUUCUGUUCUUUAGAAUUUGAGAAGUUUAUAAGAUGAAGAUCUUUUUCAUGGAAAUAUAAAUUUAGACAAUAUCAUUAUUGUAAAUUAAUCAGGAUAGCUUGGAGUCUAUGUUAUCAAUCCAAUUUAUAAAGUACAGUUUUAUGCUUAACUUAGCUAUAUAAAUAAAAAUCUAUUGAUUAUUAUGUUCACGCUGUUCCUGACUAUCUACAUGCUCCUGAAAUUAAGGAAAAUUAAGUUCCUUCAGUUUGUAGUGAUAUUUACUAAAUAGGAAUUAUAUUGAUGUUAGUUAGCUUUUAUGGAAUGUAACAAAAACUUAAUAAUUCUUUUAUUUAAAGAAUACUUAACAAUAAAGAAACCUUGAUAUCUUAAUAAUAGGUUAAGUUUUAAAAGUGUCAAGAUUCGGAUUUUCCAUAUUUGUUUAGUGCUUGCUAAUUAGAUUUGAUUAAGUAGAUGACGGAAAAGGAUCCAAAUAAAAGGAUUUAGGUUCAAGAUGCAUUAAAACAUGCUUGGUUUAUUAAUACUAAAGAUAAAAUCAAAAUGCAAAAAUAAAAUUUUAAUAGACAUUUGCCAAGUCUUAAGACUAUUAUUGAAAUGGUAGAAUAAAGUGAUUAUGACAUUAAAAGAAAAUCACUUUAAACCACAGGCAUAAAUUUUAUCCAUUAAAUGGUAUCCAUCUAAAAAUACGAAUUCAGUCCUUACACCCAGUAAUAACCAGAAUUAAGUCCUCUUAGAAAAACAUCUGAAAGCUUAAACGAAGUUAUAGAUGAAGAACAUUAAAUUAGCAAUUUAAUCGAUUAGUUGAACAACAAAUAAUAUAUUAUGUUACCUUCACAAUUUAAUCAUUUCAAUUAAACCAAGAAUUAAUUGAGAUUAGUCCAAACUGAAAACAAUUUAGACUAAUUACAUAUUUGA